This is a messenger RNA of Schistosoma turkestanicum, 2822 nucleotides long. Lineage: Eukaryota; Metazoa; Platyhelminthes; Trematoda; Strigeidida; Schistosomatidae. The record is from the annotation of a GenBank genome assembly.
UUCAGGGACACAUAUCUAUUUAUUUACAGUAAUGUUAUUUAUUAUAAUAACUGGAAUGUUAUUAACAUGUUAAUAUCAACAUUCAUAUCACAAAAUCUAUUUUAUUAUGAUGCACUUUAGGCUUGAAGAGGUAAAUCAUGCUACCACACGAGUUCUUACAAAGAAACGAAACGAUAAUACGAUGUCGAUUGGAGCAAGUAAAGCUCCUAACUUUAAUAGCCAAAAUAUUGGAUUGAAUAAUUGUACUAGUACUAUGACUUCCAGACUACGAACUAAUGGAACUUCUAUAGGAACUAGUAAUAAUGUUGUUGUCGCUGCAGCGAUUUCAGCUGCUGCUGCUGUAGCUGCAAUGUCAGGUGCUGGAAUUGUCAAUAAAACUAAUACUUUAAGUGGAUUACGUCAUUUGCCAAGUUUGCAUUCUAGUAAUUUGUCAGGAAACAAUUUAGUAUUGGGUCAAAACAAGUCAUCAUCAUUAUCAUUGUCACCAUCCUCUGUAUCUACAGUAACAUCAGCGUCGAUACCGUCGUCGUUAUCGUCAUCGUCAACCUCAUCACCAUCACCUGCAGCUAUAGUCAAUCUUUUGAAAGCUCAACAUCAACAGCAAAAUUUAGCAGCAGCUGCUACAGCUAUUGCUUUACAACAACAUAAUCAAAUGAAUGGUACUAAUAGUCAAAAUAGUCAAGCGAUUCUUGCUGCUCUAAUGCUUCAAAAUCUCAAUAAUCCUAAUCAACUCUUAAAGCAAUCUUUGAAUAAUCUUUCAUUUCCAUUGGAAAAUAUCAUUUCAUCAAAUAUUCCAUUGGCAACUCAAUCACAACAAUCACAGACAACUAUGUUCAAUGGCAAUAAUAACAAUAAUAAUAAUAGUAACAAUAAUAAUAAUACUACUUUUAAUUACCCUUCUAUUACUACUAAUAAUAUGAAUAUGAAUACUAACAGUUCCAGUUUGAAUUCAUUGAAUUUACUUGGACUUACUAAUUCAAGCAUAAAUCAAUCAAAUAUUAACUCUGAUCUAUUAGUAAAUCAACAUCCUCAACAUCUACGUUCUUAUCAAAUGUUGAAACAAACACUUGGAAAUUUAAAUCCAAUUAUUUCAAAUAAUCUUUCACAACAACUUGCCAAUACUCCAUUCUUAACUUCAAAUUUAAAUUUCCCUACUACUACACAACUUAAUUUACCAUCAUUCAUUAAUCAAUCUAAUAAUGUACAAAAUUCAAAUCUUUUCACCUUGUCCUCAUCCCCAUCCACAUCGAAUGGAUCAUUAAUUCCAUUGGGCGCAAAUUUUGAUUUAAAUUCAAAUGAAACAAAAUUAUGGUUAGCUUCAAUGAUUGGUAAUAACACUAAUUAUGUCCAAUCAGAUUUAAACAUGACUAAUAAUAAUAAUAAUAGUCUGACAAAUCAAAUUUAUCAAAUGUACAAAUUAAAUACAAAUUUAAAUGAUACAACCAAAAUGAAUUCUUUAACUAAAACAACAUCGCUGAAUAUGAAUGAAACAAAGAUGAAUAAUUCAUUGAAUACAUUGACCGAUAGUACAAAUAUGGAUAUUUCACAAAUUCAUAAUAUUUCCAAUAAUAAUAAUACUAUUACUAGUACUACUACUACUGCUAAUGAUAUGAACACUAAUGAUAAUCGAAGUAAAUCAAACGAACAUACAGUAACACAAAAUCUUUCUAAUUCAAUCAAUACUUCAAAGAGUGGUGGUAUUUCAAAUUUAACUCCUGUUUUUGCAACACCUGGCGUUACUACACCUACAGAUACCAAUAAUCUAAUGAAUGUUGCUAUAUCCUCUUUGAAUCCAUUCACUAUUGGAUUAACUCCAUUCACUACAAUUCCUUAUAAUAAUUCUAAUUCAUGUUAUCUAAAUGGUACUGGUCCUGCUGCUGCUGCUGCCGCCGCCGCCGCCGGUGUAUUGACUGAUUUAUUUGCCAAUGUCCCAACACAACAACCACAACAACAACAACAAACAUCAUCUUUAUCAAACAAUUCUAAUCUGCUUGGAUUUGGUUCAACUAAUUGUUUAACAAAUUUUUGGCCAAUCAUUCCAUCUAUGCCAAAUCUUACUAUCCCUGCACCUGGUUUAACUACACCAUUGAUAAUUGGCAAUCAAAAUAUUUAUCGUAACACAGCUACUACCAUACCUCGUUUCACUACCUAUUGAAGCUGACAUGAGUAUUAUGGAUGUGCAUUUAAAGAUUUUAUCUUUGGAAAUUGAAUGUUCGUUUUUGGAAACGAAUAAUUUAUGUAUUGGGUAUAUUUAUUCAUUUAUUUUGAAAUCUAUUUAUUCAUGACCAUUUUAGAUCAAACUUAUUUCAUUUUUCUUCUUCUUCUUGUUGUUGUUGUUAGUUUUUAGCAUGUUAAAUAUCAUCUAAUUGAUUCAUUAAAACAAAAUUAACUUAUAUAUUCUUUGUGAUACACACACACACACACUCUCUCUCUAUAAACUUGUUAUUUAUUAGUUAUUUAUUUAAAAUGUUACUUGAUUGUAUUUAUUGUAUUUCUUUUGAAUUUUUAUUGAUUUAUAUUGAUGAAUUGAAAAUAAAAUCAUUGUCUUCACAAACUUUGAUAUGGUUGUUAUAAAUAAUCAUAUAUUUACUAAAAUUUUCCUACUUUCAAUAAUUUCAUUUUAUUUUGAAGUAAACUGUAUACCACCUACUUAUUGAAUUAUGAAUUUUUUUUCUUUCUUUCAAUAACUAACUCAUUAAAUUUUAAUUAAAAUGAGCUAAAAAUGGAAAAAAUUAAUUUGUUUUAUACACUUUAGAAUUGUGUUCUUCAUUUUUAAAUUUCAUGUUAUUGUGAUUGGUUUACGAUGAUGAAUCAGUAUUAUU